This is a messenger RNA of Alternaria triticimaculans, 690 nucleotides long. RefSeq lists its product as uncharacterized. The transcript has 5 exons. Gene Ontology annotation, molecular function: metal ion transmembrane transporter activity. Gene Ontology annotation, cellular component: membrane. Gene Ontology annotation, biological process: transmembrane transport; metal ion transport. Lineage: Eukaryota; Fungi; Ascomycota; Dothideomycetes; Pleosporales; Pleosporaceae. Bases 1 to 690 code for a protein of 229 amino acids. The record is from RefSeq and is a predicted model, not a curated record.
AUGAAAACAUUAAAUGACCCCGAGCGGGGAAUCUCAACAGAAGAACGGCACUGUGGAGCGAAUGAAGCCCCGGAACUGGAACGAUCUCGUCAAUCGGACUUGACAUUUGAUGACCUCCAACAAGUUCAGCUUUUGCAAGAAAAGGUUGAAGAAGCGCUACUUAUCGCGCAACUGAAUGUCAAAGUCAUCAAGAGUUUCUCAUAUCACCAAGAGAAGGAAGAUUACUAUAGUGGGAAUACCAGGAGUUUCACCACGUUUUAUCGCAGCGAGGCAGAGCCAUGGUUCCGUUCGCGCGUCGAGGAAACGAUAAAGGAGUUUGAAUCCUCACGCCCUCAACUAGAGUCGCUGCUGAAGCUAUUGGCGAACCGAAAGGAGCUUCUCAAAGACACCCUCCAAUACCGCAGCGUCAAAGCCAACGAAGAAACAGCAAACAAGACGAGACAAGAAGCUACAUCCAUGAAGAUCAUCACAUCGGUGACUCUGUUCUUUCUUCCUGCGACUUUCAUCGCCACCUUCAUGAGCACCAACAUCGUCUCCUACGAAAACGGCAACAGUAACAUCGAGACUGGCGGAUUGAAGACCUACCUCGCCAUCACGUUGCCCUUGACGGCACUCACGUUCCUGGCUUGGUAUGUCAUCUACAGGUACGCUAGGGAGACGGGCUUCUCGCGCAACCGAGGGGAAGAAUAG